UUCCUGACAAACCCUAGAAAAAAAAAAACUGAUGGAGCCCACCAGUGAGUUAUAAGGUCCAAUUAAUCUGUCUCUCCCUGCAGCACCCUCCAGACACUGAGGAAAGGGCACAAGACGUAAAGAAAGAAGCCUGUCGCUGAUAAAGAAGAGAGGAUAACUUAACGCAUCCGAAAAGGGACACUGCGGUGAUGGCUGAAGCACCUCAGCAGCAGCAGCAGCAGCAGGAGGAGGAGGAGGAAGAGGAGCAGCAGCUGCCAAGCUCUGUGGAGACCAGUGAAUCUGAUGAAGGCUCCGAGGAACCAAAUGAAGUCGUCAGAAAGGCUCGACCACUUCUGUCCAUGAGGUCCAUGAGCACCAUAGACCCAGAUGAUGACUACCCCAAUAUGAUCGUUUUCAGAAAGAUUGAAGAUAUCGUCACUCUGAUCCAGGACGAGACCGAAGGCGUGCCCAUCAGAACCGUCAAAAGUUUCAUGACCAAGAUCCCCAGUGUUGUUACAGGUGCAGAUAUAGUACAAUGGCUGAUGAAGAAUUUGUCCAUAGAGGAUCCAGCUGAGGCCAUGCACAUCGGGAGUCUGAUUGCAGCUCAGGGAUACUUUUUUCCCAUCUCUGAUCACGUCCUGUGCCUCAAAGAUGAUGGAACUUUAUACCGCUUCCAGGCGCCAUAUUUCUGGCCAUCCAACUGUUGGGAGCCUGAGAACACAGAUUAUGCCAUCUACCUGUGCAAGCGGACCAUGCAGAAUAAGACGAGGCUGGAGCUGGCAGAUUAUGAGGCAGAGAACUUGGCCAGACUACAGAGGGCUUUUGCAAGAAAGUGGGAGUUUAUCUACAUGCAGGCUGAGGCGCAGGUCAAGAUCGACAGAAAAAAGGAUAAAACUGAGAGGAAGAUCCUUGACAGCCAGGAGAGAGCCUUCUGGGACGUCCACAGACCAGUGCCUGGAUGUGUUAACACCACAGAAAUGGACAUAAGGAAAUGCAGACGCAUGAAGAAUCCUCAUCGAGUUAAGAAGUCAGUGUACGGUGUGGUGGAGGAGGGAACGCAGGCACAGAGUCCCAUACACACUUCGUUACACCACUGCCGAAAAGGGACGAAAGAGGAUGUAGAAAAAGAGAUCUUAUUUCUGAACACCCAGCUCGAUCGUCACUGUUUGAAAAUGUCCAAAGUUGCUGAAAGCCUGAUAACCUACACAGAGCAGUUCAUGGAGUAUGACCCGUUUGUAACCACACCAGAACCAUCUAAUCCUUGGACCAGUGAUGACCCCAGCCUGUGGGACCUGGAGAUGAGCAAAGAACCGAGUCAGCAGAGGGUGAAGAAGUGGGGUUUCUCCCUGGAGGAGGCUCUGAAGGAUCCGGCAGGACAGGAUCUGUUCCUCAAGUUCCUAGAAUCGGAGUUUAGCUCAGAAAACCUGAGGUUCUGGCUGGCAGUGCAGGGUCUGAAGAAGGUCCCCCAGCAGGAUGUUGUGCAGAGGGUGCAGGACAUCUGGGCCGAGUUUCUGGCAGAGGGCGCACCCAGCUCCAUCAACCUGGACUCGCAUAGCUAUGAAAUCACCAGCCAGAACCUGAAGGACCCUGGGCGGUACAGCUAUGAGGACGCCCAGGACCACAUUUAUAAACUGAUGAAAAGCGACAGCUAUCCACGUUUCCUCCGCUCCAAUGUCUACCAGGAUCUGCUAAUGGCAAGGAAGAAACCUGAAACGGAGCAGGGACGACGCACCUCCCUGGAGAAGUUCACUCGCAGUGUGGGAAAAUCGCUGACAGGAAAACGACUCACAGGCCUCAUGCAGUCAUCCUGACAAGGUCUGGAUUCGGAGUAGGAGGAAUCGUACCCAAAGCAGACGCUUACAGUUUAGAGCUUUAAGAACAGGACACUUGUGCGUGUAGCAUCGGGAGGCUAGUGAAGGUGCCAAACAAGCCUGGAACUGCUGAAAUGGAAACCCAACAUAUCUGGACGGCACCUCGGAUAAAGGGAAGAGGACCCAGCAGCAUGCAAUAAGUCACCAGAUCUGGCACAAAGGGAGGUGCUGUUAUGAUAUAUAGACGAUUUACAGCGACUCUGCUUUGGAGGUUUCUGUUCAGAAGCUUGUGUCGAACAAGACUCUGCGAUUUUUCUCUGACUACACUCAUUUUAUCAUGGUAGCUGAAGAGGUUAAUGCUUUACCUGUCUGUGAUAUUUACGUGGAAUGCUCAAAUGCUUUGACUGAUGUUGAAACGAGACUUAGAUUUUCGCUGUAGCUUGGUGUUUUAUCUCACUAGGAUAUAAAAAGGGAAAGUGGAAUGACGGGUUUACAGUAAUCAACACUUGAAAACGACGACCGGUAUAGUAGUGCAUCAACAUGCUACUAAACGCUGAAAAACUUUAGUGAUCGUUUCCUCGACUAUGGAACAAAAAGUAGAAAUUUCAAAAUGCGUCCUGCUCCUAAUUUAAGCAAAGGACACGCCAAUACUGGUUGCCAUUAUUUUAACGGUUUUAAGAAUCAUAAUUGCCUCCAUGUUGGUCGUAAAAAUGCAUUUUGUAAUAUACUUAGGGUGGACCCUUUUUUAACUAGCAGCUGUUGUUUUUACCCUCUGAUACCAAGUAGAGAGAUUCAUUAUAACAAAACUAAUUACCAGUUAUAUGAAGCAGUAUUUCUCCUUGAUGUCCAUCCCUUCCAUAUACUGUAUGCUGCUGCAGCAGCAUAUACAUGGCUGACUGUAAAGCAGGACCAGAUUAUGCACCGAGUUAAUCUGCAUACAGUUUCAGUCAGCAGUUUAAAUCUUCUCAUUCCCAUAAGUGACACAUUUCUGGCUUUUAAGGAUUUAUUUUUUCAAGGGAUGGAAUGAUGCAUCAAACGGUAAGUAUAUAUUUAAAAGACUCACGUUCGUAAAUUGAACUGGUUCUAUCUUUUUUUAAUCCACGCAGUAUCAAAAAUAUACAUGCAGGCUUACAUUAAGCAUACAGUCCCACCCAUGCUGUUGGUUUUAUGUCCAACAGCAAGUUUGUAAUGUCAGGCACAUUUCUGCCUGGAUAUUUGACUGCUCCUCAUGGCAGAGUUCAUUUGAAUUUGUUGGUUUCUGUGCACAGACUUAACUUUUAAGUAUAAUCCACAAACUAUCCCAAAAGGCACACCAAAACAGUUGUGAUGAGCAAACUUUGCAGACUCGGUGUACAGAUGUGCUGGGAAAUUAACCUGUUUCUAUGAGUUCUACCAAUUCUGGAAGUAGUGAUUAAAAAUCAGUCAGAGAUAUGACAGAAGCCUGUUGGUGGUGUAUGUAGAUGCUUAUUUGAGCCUAUAACUUUGAUUUUGUGUGGAUUAAAUCUCUUCCUAACCUGUGCAUCUAGUUCUUCACUGAAGUUGUGUCCUGUAAUCCUUCAGUCCUGAACAGUUCAAAUGACCAAUUAAAACCCAAAACAUUCCUCCUUAUGUUAAGUGAACUGGACACAGAGGUUUUAAUGGAUGAAAGUCAAAAGACUUUGCCUUUUUUUUCCCCUCUAGUGUUUUUAGACUUUUGACAACUUUUCCACCUACUCACCUUUCAUGGAGUAAAAUGUUUCCCAUACCAGUCGAUGCAGCGUGAACCCAGGCAGUGCAGUGAGGUCUUAAAUUAACAAAAAAUCAAAAAUUAAAUGCCCUAGUUAAGGGUUUAAGGUAUUUUGUAAUUUUCUUACACACCCAAAAGAAUAUUUUAUUGGCAUUAUUGAGGAAUCUUAAUUUUUCCAAUUAUCUGGCCUAGUUGAGCAGUGACUGACGACUCAUGGUUCAAACUGUCUGAAGGUUUCAUAGAAGCUGAGGAAUGAAAAUGCUUACCUACACCUUGAAAAGUUCUAUUCCUUGCAUAAUUAAACUUUGCACACUUUUAAUACAGAUGUGUACUAAAAGCCCAGUAUUGAAACCACACAUCUAUUCAUUCACAGGUGCAUCAGUGCUUACUUGUCAGUUUAAAAGCAUCCAGAAGCUCAAACAGCCGUGCUACUGUAAACCAGUUCUGUGGAUAGAUUGUAUGCUUUCUUCUGUCUUCUAAACAUUCCACUUCGAGCAGCCGCAGUGAAAAUCUGUGGGCUGAUGUCUUACCAUCUUUUCAUCCGAUGUAAAGAGGACCAUGAUAAUAAACAGGAAUGCACAA
Poecilia latipinna (sailfin molly) is the source of this 4098-nucleotide messenger RNA. RefSeq names its product regulator of G-protein signaling 6-like. NCBI's taxonomy places the organism in Eukaryota, Metazoa, Chordata, Actinopteri, Cyprinodontiformes, Poeciliidae. The coding region runs from base 189 to 1790 and encodes 533 amino acids. Gene Ontology annotation, biological process: positive regulation of GTPase activity; G protein-coupled receptor signaling pathway; intracellular signal transduction. The transcript has 17 exons. The record is from RefSeq and is a predicted model, not a curated record. Gene Ontology annotation, molecular function: GTPase activator activity. Gene Ontology annotation, cellular component: neuron projection; cytoplasm.